AUGGAGCCUGCUACGAGUGAUUGCAUUCACGCAUUGCCACAGACGGCGUCGACAGACCCGUUGAUGCUCAUUGUCAUCUAUGGAUCCGCGGGCAUCGCCGCACUGUUUAGCGCCAUCGCCAUCGUCCUUGGAUUCUCCUCGACUGGGCGAGGAAUGUAUUACAUGACUCUUUGCCUCUCCUGGACAUAUACGGUUUCAUCAGCGGGCUUUCGGGGGCGUCUGAUCGACCACGGUCUCACCGGAGCCUUUGUGUUGGCAACUCUUCUGGAUAUAUUCGGCUCUAGUCCCCAGACCACUGGCUCAUCAUCGGUUUCCGCAAAGAUGGGUUUGACCGACACUGUCUCGUACCGCUGGAUCAACUCGCUGCUCGCGAUCAAAGGAUCUCUGCACCUUCAAAUGAUGCCUCCACACCCGCUGCCGGCCGACUUUGAAGAAUAUUGCCGCAGAUUCGUUCUUGCGGUCACAAGUGGCUCCGGAGAGUCAGACGAUCCCUUCUGGGGUUUCCUUAUCCGCGAACAUUCGAAGGCCUUAUUGCUCAGUUCAUUCCUGCGUUUCGUUGACGAUGCCUCGAAAUUCAUUCUUCCUUGGCUAUUACGCGCUCUACUUGCGAGACCUUCGCUUCAGAACAUGUUGAUGCUAUUCUGUUCUCGUGUGGUCGGUGUUCUGUGCGGCAAUUAUAGCGGUCUAUUCCUUCGCAAGAUCAGCGCCCAAUACAAGGCCAUGCUUUCCCAGAGUAUCUACUCGAAAACCUUGAGGAUGGGACACUACAGGCCGUCGUCAAACGACCUUGAUAUAUCCACACUUGGAGAAGUGGACACGCAGAAAUUGGCCCAAGGGAUUUUGAACUUGCUUGAUGUGUGGUCAUUCCCUCUGCAAGUCCUGGCGUGUUUUGGCGGAAUCUUGUAUCUCAUGUUGCUCGAUGGCGUAAUCGCUAUUGUCUUUACCUUGAUAACUGUGUUCCCUGUGAUGAACUUUCUAGUUCAAAGAACGGGAAUGUGGUUCCACAAGAACAUGGUAGCAAGAGACAAACGAACCAGCCUUACGACAGAAGUCAUAACUCGCAUCAAGGCUAUCAAGCUCCAUGGGUGGGAGUCCAUUUUUGCUACGGAGCUGGAUGAGAGAAGAGCGGCAGAUGUCUCGAUACUGGGAAAAGCUGCUCUGAUCAGUGCAUGCAUGGUCAGUUUCUCGCAGUCUAUCCCCUCUAUCUUGACUACUGCAUCAUUCGGACUGGUCGUAUGGAGACAAGGACAGCUUGAUAGCCAACUCAUCUUCACAUCGAUAAUGCUCUUCUCGAUGCUAAGUUCGAGCCUGACCCUGUUGUCAAGCCUUGCUGCAACCUACCAAGGCAUUAGAGUUUCAUUGUUGCGUAUCCAAAAAUAUGUGCGCAUGGAUGAGGCCAGAUAUGCGGGUCCCGAACUUGCGGCAAUCUCAGAGUUCCAUGCCGACUCAGGUCUGAGGCUCACUGAUAUGACAUUGAGUUGGCGUGAUCAAAAACCUCUGGUCAGCAAUGGGAAACUCAAGGUCGAAGCUGGGAAGCUGAAUGUUAUAUCUGGUCCCACCGCAGCGGGUAAAUCGACAUUGUUAACCUCUCUUGCCGAGCAACUGCAACGACAUGGACGUGUGGGUAUCACACAGCAGGAACCGUUUUUGAUCAGCGGCACAGUUCGGGACAACGUCACCUUUGGUCGGCCAUUCGAGCAGGCCUUUUAUCAGAGAGUCGUCGCCGCAUGCGCUCUCGAAGCAGACUUUGCAACCCUCGCGGACGGAGACAGGACGCAGCUCAACAGUGCUGUUACGCUCUCAGGCGGACAGAAAUCUCGGAUCUGUCUCGCAAGAGCGGCAUAUGCGCGUGCCGAUAUCUACUUGCUCGAUGACCCUCUCUCCGCUCUCGAUGUCAAAAUUCAAAAAACUGUUCUCCAGCGACUGAUAGGAAGACGUGGGCUGCUCAGCGGUUCUACCCGAAUAGUCGCAUCUAACUCACCGUUUCUCCUGGCCGAGGCAGACCUGGUGCAAUCAAUCGAAGGUGGAGGGAUCUCAACGUCUGAGUCUGGCCAGCUUGUUGAUGUCGACGACAAAGAGGACCGAAGCGAGAUUACCCAGCUUGAAACCCCAUCUGAUGGUGUCGGAGUCGCAUCUGAAGAUACCAUCAUUGUCCAGACGAACAACUCAGGGCCCGACCUGAAGAACAUUGUGAGGGUGGCGACACGAGAGACAAUAGCGAGCACAAGCAACCCCGAUUCUGAGUUAGAGGAAGGAGCCGUCCCAAGGGCCGCAGCUUCAGCCAUCAAGACAAAGAGCUUGGGCAAGGCGCUCAUGCCUUACGUCGCUUAUGCAGUGAAAUUUGGCUGGGUCAUCUCGAUUGGGUCCCUGGCUCUUGCUAGGUUGCUUUCGAUCGUAAGCGUCUACGUUCUGAAAACGAUCGCCGAGAUGCACUCCAGGGUUGAGAUCUCGUACGGCCUCGUGAUAUACAUCUUACUCUCUCUCGGUCAAUCCCUUGGUUUUUUCCUUUUCAUCCUUGCCCUUUACAAGCUAUGCCUUAUUCCAGCAUCGCUGAAAAUACACAGGGAUCUCAUCGCCUCCAUCCUCUCACGCAGUAUGCACUUUUUCGAGACAUCAAAGCCAGGAGACAUCAUCAACAUCUUUACCAACGAUCUGGUCCGCGUCGACACAUCUCUCACCAGUUCUCUACUCUCUCUACUCGCUCAAUAUAUCAGCCUGAUCUUCGCGGCUGCUGUGCUUGUGCUCCCCGCACCAGCAAGUCUCCUAUUCCUGAUCCCCUCGCUCAUCCUGUGUUAUUCCUUGCAGGACCUCUACCUCCAGAAGUUGCGGGAACUGCGCCAUCUGGAUGUGGCCUCUCGGGCCCCCAUCCUGGCUCAUCUGCAGGAAGCUCAAGGAGGCCGCAUUCUUUUUGCCACAUACAACUUUGUCAGGAACCGCCUCGACUCUUACCAGGAUCUGGUCGAGGAAAAUCUGCGCGCUCUCUUCCCGCUCUUCUGCAUCGACCUCUGGCUAGCAGUACGACUGGAAAUCUGCUCCGUUGUGAUUCAGUUGCUCGCCGGCCUGUUACUCAUCGCGACAUCAGUAGAAGCAGGGACUCUUGGAUUCGUGAUGACCUACGUGUUCCAGAUCACGGCGAACCUCACCUAUAUUGCGCGUUUCAGCGCCCAACUAGAAGUGGACGCGGUUUCUUUCUCUCGAAUCAGAGGCCAGAUCGAUGCAGCUGACGAAUCUGGAGAAGCCACAUCAUUCACCGAGUCGAUAAAGCCAGGGCCUAGAUCGCAGUACCGAGAUAAUUCUGUGGACAAUCUCUGGCCGCACACUGGCAAGAUUGAAUUCUGCAACGUCAACUGCAGUUACGGUCCAUUGGCGGCCCCGAGUCUGCGGGACAUCGCUCUUGUCAUCGAACCCGGCGAAAAAGUGGCGGUCAUCGGCCGGACGGGUGCCGGCAAGUCCUCUCUCCUCCUGGCGAUGCUUGGCAUGCUCAAACCAAGCACGGGCACCGUAUGCGUGGAUGGAAUUGACAUUUCGUCUACCGAUGGCAUGCAGUACCGCCAGGGCAUUGCGUUGAUUCCUCAAGAUCCAAUCGUCUUCUCCGGCACAGUGCGCCAGAACCUUGACCCUCUGGGCACGCAUUCCGACAAGGCGAUAAUGGAAGUACUUAGGCACAUAGGGGCAGACAAAGUGAUCCUGAAAGUGGUCUCUGAAUCGGCCGGACAGGUUGACGAUGGCGAAUUGGUUCUGGACAGCCCGGCUCGUUCAGAGGCAAACUUUUCAGCUGGGGAGGUCAAACUCUUGGCCCUUGCUCGUGCGGUCCUUAUCGACGCCAAGAUCCUGGUAGUGGAUGAGUUGGCCAAUGGUUUAGAUCCAGUGAUGGAACGGGAGAUAUCGGACAUUAUGCACGAGUACUUCAAGAGCAACACGAUCGUUGCGGUUAUGCAUAGGCUCGAGCUUACGGUGGAGUAUGACAAAGUCCUCCUCUUGGACCACGGCAAGGUAGUGGCAUAUGAUCACCCACGGACUCUGCUCGCGAACGGGAAUGAAUACUAUUCCUCUAUGCUCGCCGAAGCAGGUCUGUUGGAGCAUGCUAAGGUGGUACUAGAAGUCAAUUAG
Messenger RNA from Scedosporium apiospermum, 4110 nucleotides. RefSeq lists its product as uncharacterized. The record is from RefSeq and is a predicted model, not a curated record. The transcript has 6 exons. Gene Ontology annotation, molecular function: ABC-type transporter activity; ATP binding; ATP hydrolysis activity. Gene Ontology annotation, biological process: transmembrane transport. The coding region runs from base 1 to 4110 and encodes 1369 amino acids. Lineage: Eukaryota; Fungi; Ascomycota; Sordariomycetes; Microascales; Microascaceae. Gene Ontology annotation, cellular component: membrane.